Phytomonas sp. Hart1 is the source of this 5031-nucleotide messenger RNA. The record is from the annotation of a GenBank genome assembly. NCBI's taxonomy places the organism in Eukaryota, Euglenozoa, Kinetoplastea, Trypanosomatida, Trypanosomatidae.
AUGUUAUACGAAAUUCUAGAUAUGACAUCAUCCUACAUUCAAUACCUUUUAUUACUUUUCACGAUGGCGCCUGACGCGCUGAGUGAAUUGCGUCAUAGUAUCGAAGUCACAAUCAAUUACUUUGAGAUGUCUUACUUCAAUCAUCUGAAUGAAAAUCAACGUUACAACAAACAGUUAUUAGGAAUUGAUCUUCCCCUUUGGCUGCCGUUGAAUGCAAGUUUACAAUUCGCCACCCUCUGCAUCAUUACCCCGCUCGUUUUAUCCCUAAUUACUGUCUUGGUUUUGGAAACCAAGCUUGUUUUUAUUUGGUUUGUCACCAUGCUAGCCUCACUUUUUUGCUUUACCUUUGGGGUGCUUUUAUGGGCAAACACGAAGACCCUUAACAUAUGGAAUGAAAAGUAUAUUACGGAAAUUGAUGAAACUAUUAAAGGAAACCCAAAAAAGGGCGGAGGAAGUUAUUCAGCCUCAAAAGGUGUCAAUUCGAUCGAUCCAGCAAUUUCGAUAAGGGUUUGGAUGGCGUGUGCGGGGGCUUUUAUAAGUCUGAUGUUGUUUAUGAUGAUAUGGCCGUUCCGCCGGGCGCACAAACGAAGUAAAGCGAAGAUUCGAGAUAAACUUCGUCAGUUCGAGAGAGAAGAAAAAGAAAAGAAAACUAAGAAAGCCUUGAAAGAGAAAAAAGCUUCCUCACAAAGGCGUUCAACCUUAAAAAUAACUUCCGAUGAAAAGGAUAUAGCCACCCUGCGGAAAGAGGAGGGAGUAAGGGAGGAGUCCUGGAUGACAACUAAGGCCCUUGCGGAGCAUCGUCUGGAGAAAUGGCAAAGCAAUAAAAUUUUAGCGCGUAUAAAUCACACUGAUAUCUUAGUUCAAAUGAUUUUUUCAUGCGUACUAUUUAUUUUUGGAUUAAUCGCCGUAAAUGUCAUUCCACUGUUUCGCAAGGAGGGGAAAAUCUAUCAAGUCCAAACGAGCAUGGUUUUGAGAGUUGUCGGGGCAAUCUUUCUUGUUAUAGCGUGUUUAUCGAUGUUGUGGGGUCUUCUUGGAUUUUUCCGAGGGGGCCGCUCCCUGCAGCUCAUUCUCAGGGAAUACACAUUGAUGAUUUUGCUUAAAUUAACCAUGCUCGCGGCCUCUCUUUUAUACACGGUUGUCGCCACUAAUUUAGUUUCCAUGCUCAGUUGCCAUGAUGUGGUUUGUGGGACCGGGAUGCGACUGGCAAACGGGCGCACGCACUUUCCGUAUUAUUUCAAUUCCACUGUUUUCUCACCGUCAGUGGCCACUGCGAGGGUGAACUUGAACAAGGAUCCGGUGCAUAAUCUAUCAACAGGCUGUAUUGUGUGCAAUGCGGACGAGUUUAAGCAGAACUGCUCGCCGCUCUGGAUUGCGCAGAUUUGCAACGCCAGCAUGCAGGAAUCCCGCAUCACCAAAGAUGCCCGUGUGUCCUGCAACUCCAAGCGAGGUCUUUCCCUUUCCAGCGAGGUGUGUAUUUCCAUCCUUUAUCUUCUCUUUUUGCCCAUUUUUCAGUACAUCAUCUCGCGUUACGCGAUCCGGCUUGUGACACAGGACUUUCCCAUUGAGCAGCGCUUGGUCGACAUCCUCUCAGACAAGGAGCUCGUUAUGGAGAAGUUGCACACCUGUGACAAUGAGGCUAUGUUCCUGUACCGGGCGUACAAACCGGAGUUCUGUUACUUUAAGAUCUCCCUUCUCUUCCAGCGGGUUCUGCUGGCCGUCAUCAGCACCGUGAUCUCCUACGAUCCGAAGUCGUCACACCAACGGAUCGGGAUUUUACUAUUUUUUACCAUUUCACUGACGAUGGCGGGGGUCCUGAUCACCCUUCGUCCCUUUUCCUUCCCUACAGAGGCCAUUUACUUCCCUACCAUUCAGAUCAUGGUUACUGUCGCGAGUGGGGUGUUGUUAAUCGUGCACACUCAUGGUAAGAUGACGACAUGGGUUUCCAGCCUCCUGAUCGUGAUGCUCGUGGGGGUACCGACGGUUGCGUUUGUCAUUGGUGCAAUUCUCGACCUCCGCGGCGAGCGCGGGCGGCAUGACCGGCUGCUCGAGCGCCUGAAACGGCGCUUCAUCAUCGCCCAGCGGUUUCCUGGAUGGAUGAGGAAUGAAUUGUUUCGUCGGAAGGACACAAGUCGGUGGUGGGAUCGACAGAGGAGGGCUUCUAGGGACGCGCUCGCGGGAACAACCCCAACUCCCGCGACGAGCUCCCACGCUCGAGCGCGAAGGUUGUCGGUAGCUAUUCCCGUCAUCCACUUUACUCCCUGCGAGAUGGAUAAUAAACCUUCCGACACCGUGACCCAUGGAGCUUUGGGAGGCGAUUCUGUGAACGAAUAUCUGUCGAACCCCAACUUUGAAUUGACUACUUCAGAUAAUGUGAAGCGCAUGAAGAUGAAAAGCGACGAGUUAAACACUCUUAGCAACUCUGCAAGCCUCGUUUCGGUAUCUAAAGUUGUCUUACCGGAACUGGCAGCACCCUGCCCAGAAUACGACCUCUGUUCGCGCCUAUUUACGCCAAGUUUGUAUUUUAUUCAGCCCCUUCGGCAGUUUUAUGGGCAAGAGCAACGGGGAUUACAGAGAGACCUAUCAAGGGAAUUGUCAACGGGCUCCAGUCUGCUGUCCGACUCUGCCACGGAGGAGAACCUAACGAAUUUGUUUGGGAUGAUGUCAAUGGAAUACCAAUCAGAGGCGCGGCAUAACAACGGAGGAAGGGAUAACCCUAUGAAGCUGGGGGCUCCCUUAAAAAUGGUGGAACGAGAUGAGGACAUUCGAGGUGGGAAUAUAGGUACAACUAUAAUCAACUAUGCGAGGCGUUUGAAGUCGAAUCUGGUUGGUUCCUUUCGAGCCUUAUUUGGUAAAGUUGGCCACUAUGAGGUGAAUAAGCAAGGACCUGAGGGCACCUGCUCAGGAAAUUUACCUCACACAAGAAGUCUAAACGCAAGCACUAUGUGCGUCACCAUUGGUCGUAUGAUAACAUGCAGACCCAGUGGUGUAUUACAGAAAACAUAUUUUGCGUAUUUAAAGUUUCAGCGCAUCCUGCACAGCAAGCAGUUUCUAUUUCGGGAUUCCAAAGGAGAGCAGGUCUAUAAGCGCUACUGUCAGCUCCACACACAGCUGUUACACUCGUUGGAUAAAGUUGUUCUCAGUCACACCGAAAUCAUGGAGCUACGGCGUUUGUACGAUUUGAGUAUGGCAGAGGCAUUUCAAAAGGGAUCGAUGGUAAAUAAUUCCAUAUUUAUGAGCAUUUUUAGACCUUUUAAAUGCACCCAAAAGAACCCUGUGUUAGAUGAACCGUACUCCUUUUAUUUGACGAAUAACGUGGGCUGCGCAAUGUGUUUCCCGGGCAAUAUUUCCGUGCACGACAUAUACCUCUUCUCAAAAAAGCAUACCAUUUUCAAUCCCAACAACUUUAUAGAGACCGUUCCAGAUGAGAUAUCAUGCUUUAGUGCCAACCAAACGAAGGACCUUAGUUUUUCUGCGGAUUCUCUCGGUUGCUGCGACGCGUCUAGCUCCAUCUUCAACAAAAAAGUCAACUUUAAUGCCUCCUGUAAUGGAAACCUAUCCGCACAGAGGAUGUUUUCUGCCAUCCGCGCCAUUCUCCAAAAACAGCGGAGGAGUGAAGCCUCCCUACCAUUGAAGGAAUCAUGCACGCCGUUUGUGGGGUCCUCAAUCCCCUCAUCUGCUCAGAACAAUACGAACGUGAUAAAGCAGCUCUCUCAGCAUCAGCUUGUUGAUCCGAGAUCGAAAAGUAUGUCGCGAAACAUGCCCAUCGCCGCGCCAGUUUCGCUCUCCCGGCCGAUUUUUGAGCAUCCAAAAGAGAUAAAAAGCGUAUCAUCAGUGCGAACUAUUUCCCCAUCCAAAGUCGACGACGCCGCGCGAUCAAAAUGGCUCCACAAGGCGGUUAGCCGUCUGGACGAAAUGCGCUCUCACGCUCUUAAGCAUUCCGGCGUUCGAUUUCAUCCGACACCGGCGGACAACGUAUCGGACUCCGACAAUAAGGUUUACUGGGAGAACUUCGCUUCGUGGAGUGGGGAGGUAGAGAGUCUAUCGUUCUGCGACUAUGAAUGUCCAAAGGAGGCACAGACGCCGGCGGAUUUAUCUUCGACAAUGCUGUCGUCCUGCGAGGACCUCCCUAACCCCUAUCAGAACCUCUAUCAGAACUUCUUACACACCUAUGAGGUGGAGCUUCUCGCAGUGCUCAAAGAACGUCAGCGUGGUACGAAACCCGAUCGUGAGGUUGCGAGGGUGAUGCAGUCAUCGCCUCACCUCUUCUUCCAGCUCCAGACGCACGAUUCCGAGCACCGAGGGUUAAAGUCAACAUCCAUGAGCGUCAAAUCAGACGACACCGUGAACCUCCAGAAGCGGCUGUGUACGAUUCCGAUGAAAAUCAAAAGCCAUGCCGCACAUGCGCCGAGCAGGGAUGACGCGGAAAACUGCGCGAUGCGUCUCCGUUGCCAUUACAUUCAACGCCAGGUCAGCCGCACCGCGUUCUUCAAACAAAACGAGCAUCUCCUCCAGGUUCAGAAUACCAUCAACAAGAAAACCGACGCGGCUGUGGGCUACGUGUUCAGCCGUUUUUUUAUGAUCCUCGGCAUCUGCGCGACGAUCACGCUCGCACUCACGAUUGGUGGGAUGAUUUACGAGGUCGACACCCACUACCUCGACGGCACGCGCGAACCGGGUGAGGCGUUGGUCUACGCCCUUGCCGGGUACUCCUCCUGGGAGACCUUUACGGAGAACUGUCUUUGCACCGCGACCUCCAACGCUACCACGGCCUUCCCUUUCUACAUCACCGACGCGGAGGAGUGGAUUUGCAGGAAUGGGAUGACCAAGGAGCGGGUCCGCCGCAGUGGGGCCGUGGGCAUGGAUGAGGAUGGGGAGCUCCACGACGGCUACCGCGUUCGCCCCCUGUGCGGGAUGACCUUCCUGGCGGGAUGCCGUCUCGAGGUCCAGACCCCGACUAACGGCGCUGGGGCUGUCGUGCGUCUUGUGGGAUGCCCGGAGGACUUUCAUCCGGCGGAGAUUCAACGAUGGUGA